CGCGCGCCUGCGCCGCAUUGAGAGUGUGUAUCUCUCUCGGUCCUCUGUCCUAAAUCUUACAGCUCUCUUAGACCGAAAUAUAGUUUCAUUUCCACGCACUGUUCAGGAAUAACAGAGGAGGAGGAGGAGGAAAUAACCGAGUCCCGGUUUGUGGACAUGCAGGUUGCUGAACGCUGCGGUAACAUGGAUGCGAAAGCGCACGCGCCUGGGCCCGGAUCCGUUACAGAAAACGCACACAAGCGCAAAUCCCGCAGCAGAAGAGGCAGGAGGAGGAGGGGGAAGAGACGGAGGGGCAAAAAAGCCAACGAGCCGCCGCCGUUUCUGCCCCCUGAGGCCGAGGAGGGAAAUAUUGAGUACAAGCUGAAGCUGGUGAACCCAACGCAGUACCGUUUUGAGCACUUGGCCACGCAGCUGAAGUGGCGGCUGCAGGAGGGCCGAGGGGAGGCCGUCUACCAGAUUGGCGUCGAGGACAACGGCCUGCUGGUGGGUCUCACCGAUAACGACAUGAAGGCCUCCAUAAACACCCUACGCCGGAUGGCUGAGAAGGUCGGCGCUGAUAUAACACUCCUGAGAGAGCGGGAAGUGGAUUAUGAGUCGGACAAACCCCGGAAAAUCGCAGAGGUCCUUGUGAGGAAAGUUCCGGAUAACCAGCAGUUUCUGGACCUGCGUGUCGCCGUGCUGGGGAACGUCGACUCGGGGAAGUCCACUCUCCUGGGCGUCCUGACGCAGGGCGAGCUGGAUAACGGACGAGGCCGAGCUCGUCUCAACCUGUUCCGGCACCUGCACGAAAUCCAGACAGGCCGCACGUCCAGCAUCAGCUUCGAGAUCCUCGGUUUUAACAGCAAAGGAGAGGUGGUGAAUUACAGUGAGUCACGCACGGCGGAGGAGAUCUGCGAGAGCUCGUCGAAGAUGAUCACCUUCAUUGACCUGGCCGGCCACCACAAGUACUUAAAGACCACCAUCUUCGGCCUGACCAGCUACUGCCCUGAUUUCGCCAUGUUGGUCGUGGGCGCAAACACGGGCAUCGCGGGCACUACGCGGGAGCACCUGGGUCUGGCUCUGGCGCUGAAGGUGCCCGUGUUCGUGGUGGUCAGUAAGGUGGACGUGUGUGUGGGCGGAGCUGUACAGAAGACCGUGCGGCAGUUAGAGAGGCUGCUCAAGCUGCCCGGCUGCAACAAGGUUCCCAUGCUGAUCUCCAACCGCGAUGACGCCGUCACCGCCGCCCAGCGCUUCGCCCAGUCCUCCAGCAUCACUCCGAUCUUCACACUGUCGAGUGUUUCCGGGGAGAAUCUGGAUCUGCUGAAGGUUUUCUUCAACAUCUUGCCCCCGCUCAGCAACAGCAAAGAGCAGGAGGAGCUCAUGCAGCAGCUCACCGAGUUCCAGGUUGAUGAGAUCUACAGUGUGCCUGAUGUAGGAACAGUCGUCGGAGGAACACUCUACAGCGGUGUGUGUCGCGAGGGAGACCGCUUGGUAGUGGGGCCUACAGACGAGGGGAAGUUCUUGCGGUUGAAGGUGUGCAGCAUGCAGAGGAACCGUUCUGCCUGCAGGGUUCUCCGAGCCGGGCAGGCGGCCACGCUGGCGCUUGGCAACUUCGACCGCUCGCUACUGCGCAAGGGCAUGGUGAUGGUGAGUCCGAAGAUGAACCCCACCAUCUGCUGGCAGUUUGAGGCGGCCAUCGUGCUGCUGUUCCACGCCAAGACGUUCCGCGGUGGCUUCCAGGUCACAGUCCAUGUCGGGAACGUUCGGCAGACGGCCACGGUGGAGUGUUUACUCGGCAAGGAGGAGCUGCGCACCGGCGAGAGGGCCGUAGUAUGCUUCCGCUUCCUGAAGCACCCCGAAUACCUUCACAUCGGAGCAAAGCUGCUGUUCCGAGAAGGCGUGACCAAGGGCAUCGGUCAUGUGACCCACUUGGUGCCGUCUGGUCAGAACAGCGCACAUGACCAGAACCACAAACCACACCAGAACCACAACUAGAGAGUGAGAGAGAACGUGAGAGAGAGAGCACUAUGUGGGGAGGCGUCUCGAUAUAAACAUUUACAUGACACCUAUUUAAACAGCGUCUACUCUGAUGUCAGCCAAUGGGAGGAGGUUUGGGGCGGGGCUUACAAACACGCUUACGACAAACCAAACCCACAAUUUUCUAACGCUAAAACUUCCUAGUGAACUCACGCCCCGGCUUACUCGCUCCCAACUGGCCGACAGGCGCCUGCCUGUGAUUUUCUUAUAUCGGAACGCCUCUAAUGCGGACGUGGCGAAAUAUUUCAAUCUAAUCCUAUGCUAAUCUAAAGGGAUACUAUGUAAAAAAAAACAUUAACAACAAAAAAAAACGCUGAAAUGGAACUGUGACAACGAGCUUAAAUUACGGUUUUGGCUGUAGGUGCGCAUUUAGUCUUGGCUCCUGCCGUUGCCAUCACGCAGCUGGACAGAAAUUGACGUCGGGGAAUUACACAGCGAGGAACUGUUCAUAGGCUAAUCUCUGAGAUGUAACCAUGGCAACAAUCGAUGCAGCAGAAAGAUAGCUAAACAUAACGAGUUAUUUUCGUAUCGAUCGUUUAUAAGGAGGCAAAACGUACACAACCCCAUGAGGCUACAGUGUGCGGUUUGGGACACGUCACGUACAGCAGAUGUUCGUUAUAGCAGGUAUCUGACCUGGAGAGCGGAUUAGGGUGUGUGGUUUGGGACGUAUCCGCAGUGGCUUGAUUCUCCUCUACGGCAUUAACCUGCCCUAAAUAGUGAAUAGAGUGCAUGAGGUUUGGGACAUGUCCACUAUGGCCUAAUUAGGGUGUGUGGUUUGGCACACGACCACGGUGGCCUGAUUCUCUGUUUAUUUGCCCUAUAUAGUGAAUCAGGGUGUGUGUGUAGAAUGAUAACGAUCAGACGCUGGAACGUAAUAGUGUUCACGCGAACCAUACGGUGACCCGAAUGCGAUUUCGGGCCCGGCGACGACGAGAACAACAAGCACACGAACUGCGUCACAAACUUUAUUCCCCCCUAUAUAACGUGCCACAUUAGAUCGCUGGCGCUUCAGUGUGUUUUUGUUGAUCUGUUUAUUUAUUUUUAGAUCCGAGCCGAGAGUCCUGACCCCGAAGAGCAAGAAGUGCAGGACGCGAGGGAUAAACACAACCAUGUUUAGUAAGUGUCAGUACGUACGACCUAGAAAUCAUAAUCAAUGAGACACCACGUUAGUUGUGGAUGUUUAUCGUUUUAUUCUAAUGAUUGCGUCUUCACAGAGCAGUGAGUGAUUAGCAGGUGGAAUAAAGCUGGCUGAUGGAGUUAGAGUAGAGUUCACUAUGUAAAAGUGUUCCUCGGUUAUCAGAAGUGCAGAACGAGGAAGGAAAUAAAUAUUCAUUUAAAGAAUACGAUUCGGAAUAACAUCGUGUGCACAAUGAUCCAGAUUUCAUUUCCUAUACAAGCGUGAGUCACUUGUAGGAAAUCGAAAAUCCGACUUAAAAUGUGUUUUUGUUUCGUUUUAUUUCAUGGUCUUGACUAAGAUAGGAAAAAAAAUAGAAAAAAUCCAAACCUCAAAAUCUACACAUUAACUUUUAUUUUCUUUCUUUUCCAUAGCACUAGCACAGUAAAACUGGAACCUUGUGAUUAAUUACUGAUUGAUUGAUCAUGUUUGUGCUUUUUUUUUUUCCUUUGAAUAUUUUCGUCAGAUAUGAUGUAGGACAAUAACAAAAUCAUUUUCUUUGCACUUUAUUAGAAGUAUAAUGUUUUUAUUUUUUGGAUUGAUUUACCUUCAAUUUACCUUUAUGAAAGAUAUUUUUAAUUUAUUUAUUUAUAUAACUUCUGGAAUAGAAAGUUUGUCUUUGGACUAAAGUACACUUCUAGUCUGUUUGUGCCAAGCGAGGACUGUAAGGCUUCUUCCCCUCUUUUUUUAUUUAUAUAUAUAUAUAUAUAUAUAUAUAUAUAUAUAUAUAUAUAUUUUUUUACACGUUUCACACGUGAUCCUGACCGAUUUCAGAAAAUCGCCUUUUUUUCUUUCUUUCUCGACCAAUCAGACGGCAGCCCUGCGGAUGUAUGAGGAAAAACACGCCGCUCGUUAGCGAGCGAGUUUUUACGUUUUAAGACGUCUUGGGCCGGUCCGUCAUAAAAGCUCGAAGCGAGCUGCUUCGGCGUAGUUUGAAUAAAUCGAAUCUUUAUUAAUAAUAGUAACAAGGAAUACCGGCUAGCGUUGUCAUGGUUACAAUGUGAGCUGGGUUUGUUUUUUGUUCCAAUAUCAGUACAUGGAGUGCGAAAGCAGCCUACGUUAUAGACGUCCUGCAAGAUGUAAAAACAAACAAAAACAAAAGAAAACACUUUUGACUUAAUAUCUCGCUAUUUUAGGAUAGCAUCGUUAUCUUAACUUAUUUUAACGCGCUUCGUAUGUAAGUGAAUUUCACUAAAACUAGCUUACUGUCUGCGAAACCGCUUUUAGCUCCUAUUGAAUAAUCGAUAGAUAGUCGAUAGCGUUAAAUAUAAAAUCGGAUUAUUGAGAUCGUUUAAAAUACGAUAUUAACUAGCGAUGGCUUGAAGUCGAAAUGAUGACGUUUUUGUACAAUAAAAAGUUAACGGUAUGAUACCGUGAAAUCUUUAGUUACUAAGUCGAAAGUUAAAACGAGCCCCCCACCUCCCCCUAAACGUUUUCCUGUCAGAUGUGUGAGAUGUGCAUGUUGUGCGUUUGUGCCGUGCAAAUUCCUGAGGUUUCGUGCAACUAAUCAGAAAAACAAAACGUGAACGUAUCGUAUUCCGUGGCCAUGUCCUCAUUCCGCACUCAAUAUUUUUGAUGCUUAUUACUGUGAAGCGUGUAACAGUUUUUAUUUAAUUUUAUUUGCGUCCCACCAGCGCAGCGUUUGGCCGAUACACCGCAUGCUAUGCGAGAGUUCUGGGUUGAUGCGAGAGGUUCCAGAUUUGACGAGAAAUCAGUGUCUGUGAAUCGCGCUGUACUUAAACGCAACUCGUUUGUAAGUAAUAAAAGAGAUGUUUUAACGUGGA
Molecule: messenger RNA, 4974 nt
Organism: Ictalurus punctatus (channel catfish)
Lineage: Eukaryota; Metazoa; Chordata; Actinopteri; Siluriformes; Ictaluridae
Gene: gtpbp2b
Product: GTP binding protein 2b
Exons: 12
Coding region: 157-1974 (605 amino acids)
Biological process (GO): translational elongation
Molecular function (GO): GTPase activity; GTP binding; translation elongation factor activity
Source: RefSeq, a predicted model, not a curated record